Messenger RNA from Siniperca chuatsi (mandarin fish), 1574 nucleotides. RefSeq lists its product as uncharacterized. The transcript has 6 exons. Bases 118 to 891 code for a protein of 257 amino acids. NCBI's taxonomy places the organism in Eukaryota, Metazoa, Chordata, Actinopteri, Centrarchiformes, Sinipercidae. The record is from RefSeq and is a predicted model, not a curated record.
AGUUUUCUCAUCGAGGGUUUUGGAAGCGGUCACAACCGUCGACCAAUCACAAAACAAAGGGAGAUAUCCGUCCAAUCACGCUUCACCUGGGCAGUAUCACUUCCUGGUUGCGUUCCCAUGCUUGUGUGCUUUCCAGAUUUCAGCAAGUCUUUUCGCAGUUCAAGAGUAAAUUUUAUCAUGGCUAAAGACAAAUCUUUGAAACCAGACGCAAAUCCUCUUAAAAGGAAGAAGUUGAGUUCAAUUGGCAGUGAGGUCCAUGCGGAAGAAAUGAUGGACACUAAAGUAAAAAAGACAAGGAAAAAGAUGGAAGUAGAGGCGCCUCCAGUACAGAUUCCUCAUGUGACAAUCACAGCAGAUGAAAAAAAACAGAAAAAGGAAAAGAAACGCAAAAAGAAACAAAUGACAGAGCAAACGGAGAUUUCAGAUCCACCCUGUUGCCCAGAGGGGACGCAUGAGCCAGAGGGAGAGGAGGACUUGAGCCCCGAGGAGAAGCGCGUCCUGGAGAGGAAGAUGAAGAAGAUCCUGAAAAAGGAACAGAAGAAGAGGCUUAAAGCUGAGGGAGAGAUGUCAGAGAAAACUGAAGCAGCUGGACCCACUGCACCUCAGCAGGCCUUAGAUUACCUGACCUGCUGGGCUAAAACUCGUACAAAGUGGAAGUUCCAGAAGACCAGGCAGACGUGGUUACUGCAGCACAUGUUUGACUCCGAAAAGAUUCCAGAUGAGAAGUUCUCUUUGCUGCUUCAGUACCUGGAGGGGCUUCGUGGGGCAGCCAAAGACACCACAGUUCAGAAGGCCUUAGCCCUGGUUGAAGAGUCAGGACAAGCGCCAGAGGACACAGAUGUCCAGCAGAGGGCGCACAGAGCCAGAGAAGUUAUUCAGCUGCUCUCCUGAACCCACCACCAUCAAAGAAAAGCAUGAAGUCCACCAGAAAAAGACUGAUGUUGAUCAUUGGACUGAUUCCCCAGGUCUCAAACUAGGACUAAAAAUGGAUGUUUUAUAUGUAGUUUUUUUGAACGGUUCUUUGGGUAAAAUAUACGUUUUGAUUAAAUUACCAGUAUUGCUCACAUUUUUUAAUCUAAAUGUUUCUACGUUACUUUUUCUUCUUCAUUUCUUGACAUUACUUGUGUGCAUUAUUGCCUGAUAGUAAUCAGUCACUAAAACCAAUUUAUAAAGUUUUUACUACAAGUUACAAAGCAUCUGAUUCUCACUACUUUUUCUCCAAAUGUAAAGAAGUCCAGUUUCACCGUCAUGGACACCUGAGGAGAGAUGUAAAUCCCUAAAGAUGAAACGGAAAGCUGGGAGACUGCUGCAGUUAAGUCUCAGGAAUGUUUGUAGUCGAGACAUGUUUGUGCCUGUCAAAGCCCCAUAAUCUGUGAAGUCACUGAUGAGAAUAUCCUUUCUCAUCCACUUAAAGUAUAAGCAUUAUAAACAGGUUUUUGGUUUUACAGCUAAUUGUUUUGAGAUUCAUGUAGAUCCAUUCUUAAACUAAAUCUUUCUCGUCAUGUGUGUGCUGUGGUUAUAAUCUCAGUGGAACUGUUACAUGCUAUUCAUAAAGACACACUUUUUGCCCAUAA